AUGGCAGAAAAAGCCCGGAUGCCAUCCAAAAAGAAGAAAUCCGAUCAGUCCCAUCCACAAAUGGCACCGCCCAUUGUUCCAGCUAGUGCUGCCUCUCCAAUGCCAACAAUGAACUCAAUGCCGCCUUAUAUAUGUGCAUCACACAUACCCUUUAAUCCUUAUUUGGCAGAGCCUGGCGGAAUAUAUCAAGAAAAUACCCAAUUGAGAUCUGUACAUGGUUCUGAUCGAGACACCGUGCUUCCUUUGGGCCACAUCUUGACGUCAGGCGGAAGGAGUACCAGGCAUGGCUUCCCACACAGGCAGGAUAAUCAUGGCCAUCAGGCUGCAAUUACGUAUACCUUCAAACACGAGAACCCUAGUGAGAACCUCAAGAAGGAUGCUACAGCCUCCGACAAGAAACACCAACGUAUGUCGGCGCAACGCUUGACCAUAGAAGCUGGGGGUUCUUGCAUCUGGUGUUAUAAAAGAAGGAAACAAUGCAACUCAGAGGUGCCCUGCCCAAAUUGCAGACGGAAUGAACGGGAUGAGAAUGAUUGCGUUCGAGGCGGCUACUCCUCAUUAUACAUGGCAUUGAUGAUCAAACACAGAAGCCAGUUUGAGCCGGAUCCUGACUGUUUCAAAAAGGCCCAAGAGACAUUAGCGCGGUUGAAGCAAGAUAUACAACCAUUUGCUUCUCCGAUUGCAAUCCGUUGGGUUUUUCGUGAUCAGCCAUGCUACGGGACCUUCCUCUUGGCUGCUGAUCAACUUGAUUUGCAUCAAGCUGAUACCACUCUGGGAAAGGAAUUGGUGGAUCUGGCGCAGAGGUCUAUUCCGGUCAUUCGACAGCAACAUGAGCCAGAAGAACUUUCGAAUUAUGCGCACCGGGUUCUCGGCGUGCUUGCAAUAAUGAAACGGCUUUUUGCUUCUGUUUGUUCUACAGAAGCCGUAACUAUCAAAACUGCUAGGGCCAUUGUGUUUUUCCUAAUGACUAUAUAUACCAUGGAGUUGUGCGAGGUGUCGCUUCGCCUGGCCAAGGGACUCUAUCGAGCCCUCAACAAAAAAUCAUCAGCCACAGAGUGCAAGGAGUAUGUAAUUCCAGCCUACAUCCAGGCCAUCGAUGGCAUGAUCAACUUGCAGUGGCCCCACUCGCUGAUGUCGGACAUUUUCACGCAUGUGCAGCCUCCGGACCAACUUCGAAACUUACAGGAACUUCUUCGCCAGCUGGUUUUAGAUGGGGGAGUUGAGCCAACAUCUGACGCAAAUCAAAACUUCGACUCCGAUUUACCCCAAUUUGAUAUCAUGAUCGGGUUUCCGUAUGAAAUGAGGGGAACAUCGGUCCCUGUAGGCUUCAUACAAAGAUUGCGCCAAGGUUAUUCCGUCAAUGUGCUCCUCCGCUCAGACUUUGACGAGAGCAUGGAGAAUUCGACCACUGGUCCACAGACAAUCAACCCUUCGUUGUUGUUGUCGCCCGAAAUCAGUUGGGAUAGCAUACUUGCAGACAAUGAAACAUCGACUGCUCUGGAUAGCGGCUACGAUCCUGCUAUAUUCAGUUAUGGCACCGAAACUCAGAACACUGAAAUAACAUGUCCGCCUCUUGACUCGCCAGAUUUCUUCGCGCGUGCAUACGAGAGCACUCUCGCUAUGUCCAACUCGGCCAUUGAGCCGUCUCCUGAAGACUUUGCACAGAUGGGCGAACAUUUAAGUUGA
Molecule: messenger RNA, 1686 nt
Organism: Talaromyces marneffei
Lineage: Eukaryota; Fungi; Ascomycota; Eurotiomycetes; Eurotiales; Trichocomaceae
Exons: 3
Coding region: 1-1686 (561 amino acids)
Biological process (GO): regulation of DNA-templated transcription
Molecular function (GO): DNA-binding transcription factor activity, RNA polymerase II-specific; zinc ion binding
Source: RefSeq, a predicted model, not a curated record